AUGGGGGUGAUCAAGGAUGGCACAAUCUCCGGAGUCCUACCGGAGCCUCAUGGAUUUCUGGUGCACUAUCCUGGUUAUCCAUCUUCAACCUCUCGUGCUAUUGACACACUGGGUGGAAUUCAAGGCAUCCUUAAGGCUCGCAGUUCACAAUCAAACAGAUUAGAGCUCAGGUUCCGCCCUGAAGACCCUUAUUCUCAUCCUGCAUUCGGGGAGCGUCGUCCCACUAAUGCUUUGCUUCUGAAAAUAUCCAAGAAAAAACUUACUGAUGAUGAUGGGGCCAAAGCUUCUAAUAGCAUGCGUGGAAUGGAGCAUGGGAUGCAAGAAAAUCAUGUAGAAAGUGAGCACGGAGCUGCUGACAAAAUAGAUGAAAAGGAAAAUCUCUGUGCUGAUAUUGUUGCUCAUGUUCCGGAGGCUUAUUUCUUUGAAGGAAUGGUAGACUACCAGUAUGUUGUUCCUGUCCAUGCGAAUGUUGCAAAGAGGAAGAAGAGAAAUUGGUCAGAACCAGAAGAAACACAUUUAGCUAAGGGCAGUCGUAUAGAUGUGGAUCAUGAAGACAUUAUGAUCAUAGUACCUCCAAUUUUUUCUCCAAAAGACAUGCCAGAAAACUUAGUCUUGAGACUACCUACUGUGUCAAGUUCAAAAAAGAAAGAUGAUCAGGAAAUUGCACAGCCCCAUUUUGAGAUCGGCAGGGAGCCAGUUCUUGCACUUGAUUUUCACAUUAAAGAUAUCCUACUCUCCAUUAUAAAUUGGGAGGAAUACAUACCAAAAGGCUCAGAUCAGUGGGAGUCACAAAUGGCUGUAUCUAGAUUGUUUGAUGAGAAACCUAUUUGGUGCAAAAACUCACUUACUGAACGCCUGCUCAGUAAGGGCUUAAGCUUUUCACAUGGCAUGUUUAGAAGGCUUCUAUCUAGAAUUGCUUACUACUUUUCGAGCGGACCAUUUCUAAGGUUCUGGAUAAAGAAAGGAUACGAUCCACGCAAAGAUCCUGAUUCUCGCAUUUAUCAAAGAAUUGAUUAUCGAGUACCAGUCCCAUUGAGAAGUUACCUUGAUACUUACACGGCCAAUAAAUCGGAACAUAGAUGGGGGGAUAUAUGUGCCUUCCGUGCUUUCCCAUACAAGUUCCAGACAUCUUUACAGUUCUUUGAGCUUGUUGAUGAUUAUAUUCAAGUUGAAAUAAAUAAGCCUCCAAUGCAGGGAACUUGCACCUUUGAAUCUGGGUGGUUCUCACCCCGAAAGGUCAAUUGUAUUAGACAACUUCUUAUGGUGAGGUACCUAUCAGUAUUUCCCAAACCUGGCGUACAGAGUUUACUCAAGGCUGCUACUUACAAGUUUGAGAAAAUGAAGAAGGAGUGCAAUAGGAUCACUAUGAAACUUGAUGGAGUGGAAUCCCAGCAAGCUAAUACAGGCUUGGAAGAAAGUGAAGAGCCUGACAAUGUUGAGGAUGAGGACAGGGAGGCAGUUGAGGCUAAUGAUAGCGACGAGGAGGAAUCGGAAGAAGAACUUGAUCUGUUCGGAGAUACUGAAAUGCCUCUGCCGUCUCCUUCUCGUCUCAAUAUUUCAAUGACUCACUUACAGGAUCUAUUUGGUAGCUUUCCAUCUGAUGAAAUUGACGGCAACAAAGCGCCGGAAAAUGGUAGUGAAGAAGAAUACCAGAUAUACGAGGAAGAUAGUGACAACUACUCGGAAGAAUGA
This is a messenger RNA of Lathyrus sativus (Indian pea), 1692 nucleotides long. The record is from the annotation of a GenBank genome assembly. Lineage: Eukaryota; Viridiplantae; Streptophyta; Magnoliopsida; Fabales; Fabaceae.